Molecule: messenger RNA, 1389 nt
Organism: Knipowitschia caucasica
Lineage: Eukaryota; Metazoa; Chordata; Actinopteri; Gobiiformes; Gobiidae
Source: the annotation of a GenBank genome assembly
AUGACCCGCCUCGCAUCAUCAGGAGGGGCUAGAACCAACAACAGAGACCAUCACGAGGGGCUAGAACCAACAACAGGCAUCAUCAGGAGGGGCUGGAACCAACAACAAGCAUCAUCAGGAGGGGCUGGAACCAACAACAGGCAUCAUCAGGAGGGGCUGGAACCAACAACAAGCAUCAUCAGGAGGGGCUGGAACCAACAACAGGCAUCAUCAGGAGGGGCUGGAACCAACAACAAGCAUCAUCAGGAGGGGCUGGAACCAACAACAGGCAUCAUCAGGAGGGGCUGGAACCAACAACAAGCAUCAUCAGGAAGGGCUGGAACCAACAACAGGCAUCAUCAGGAGGGGCUGGAACCAACAACAAGCAUCAUCAGGAAGGGCUGGAACCAACAACAGGCAUCAUCAGGAAGGGCUGGAACCAACAACAGGCAUCAUCAGGAGGGGCUGGAACCAACAACACACAUCAUCAGGAGGGGCUGGAACCAACAACAGGCAUCAUCAGGAGGGGCUGGAACCAACAACACGCAUCAUCAGGAGGGGCUGGAACCAACAACAAGCAUCAUCAGGAGGGGCUGGAACCAACAACAGGCAUCAUCAGGAAGGGCUGGAACCAACAACAGGCAUCAUCAGGAGGGGCUGGAACCAACAACACACAUCAUCAGGAGGGGCUGGAACCAACAACAGGCAUCAUCAGGAGGGGCUGGAACCAACAACAGGCAUCAUCAGGAGGGGCUGGAACCAACAACAAGCAUCAUCAGGAAGGGCUGGAACCAACAACAGGCAUCAUCAGGAAGGGCUGGAACCAACAACAGGCAUCAUCAGGAGGGGCUGGAACCAACAACACACAUCAUCAGGAGGGGCUGGAACCAACAACAGGCAUCAUCAGGAGGGGCUAGAACCAACAACACGCAUCAUCAGGAGGGGCUGGAACCAACAACAAGCAUCAUCAGGAGGGGCUGGAACCAACAACAGGCAUCAUCAGGAAGGGCUGGAACCAACAACAGGCAUCAUCAGGAGGGGCUGGAACCAACAACACACAUCAUCAGGAGGGGCUGGAACCAACAACAGGCAUCAUCAGGAGGGGCUGGAACCAACAACAGGCAUCAUCAGGAGGGGCUAGAACCAACAACAGGCAUCAUCAGGAGGGGCUGGAACCAACAACAGGCAUCAUCAGGAGGGGCUGGAACCAACAACAGGCAUCAUCAGGAGGGGCUGGAACCAACAACACGCAUCAUCAGGAGGGGCUGGAACCAACAACAGGCAUCAUCAGGAGGGGCUGGAACCAACAACAGAGACCAGAGGAGGACUAGGACCAGCCCCUCCCUCCAUCCUCACCAAACACCACCUCCUCCCCACCUCCAUCUCCUCCUCUUCCCCAUCCUCCUCUAA